Messenger RNA from Necator americanus (New World hookworm), 807 nucleotides. RefSeq lists its product as uncharacterized. The record is from RefSeq and is a predicted model, not a curated record. The transcript has a single exon. Bases 1 to 807 code for a protein of 268 amino acids. Lineage: Eukaryota; Metazoa; Nematoda; Chromadorea; Rhabditida; Ancylostomatidae.
AUGACUCAACAGCUUUCCUCACUGUCUCAUCGAAGCCGACUUCAUACCAAAUCACAGCAGAUACUUCCGCCUUCCAACCGCUCCUACAUGAUUCUAAUAGGUGCUACUGGAAAAGCUUCCCACAUCUCAACCCUGGAUCCUGCUCCAGCUCCUCUUUAUCCAUAUUCCAUCGCCUCUCAACAAGCUCAAACUUCGGUCCAAGAACGUCAUGACCAAGGUAGCAACUCCAAAGAUGUCUCCAACCUCCACGCUGCGAAUACCGUCAACUCUCGCACUACCCCGACAACAAAUCUCCUCAUAUGUACUCCUAUCACGCUCUUCAAUCCUGAGUCAUUAAGAAGGAUACACACUACUGCAUUUUUUGACUGCGGAGCCUCCAUAACGAUGAUCAAAAAGCAAAUCGCCACCGACUUAAAUCUGAAUAUAGAAGAAGAACAACCUCUCUCACUGCAAACAUUUGGCAACGAUGAAGACCAAAUUCAUCCGUCAUCGAGGACAAAUGUCGGUCUCGUACUGGAAAACGAUGAUAGCACCAUGCUAAGGGUUCGGACACUGUCAUUUCUUUCCCAGCCAAUGCAAAUGGGAUUAGCGAAAGACCACAUACGUGGAGAUAUGCCAGCGUGCAGCACCACCACUCAACCAGGUUUAGUAAUUGGCAAUGAUUACUUCUGGGAGCUUGUAUUGUCAAAUAACUUCUAUGUUGAGAAACUUCCAAACGGAUACGAUCUCGUCCACACCAGACUCGGAAAUAUCAAAAACGAAAUUAUCGAAAACGCCUCCAUACUCAUCAAUUUGCUAUGGCGCUAA